AUUGCGCUGAAGCAUUGACAUCAGAGACCGUCGUCCAUACUAUCGUUCCGUGUAGAUGCUAUUGUGGUGAAAGCAAGAAUGCAGGUGUUCUUGUGACUCGGUCUCAAAUACUUGGUCACUCGUUUAUCGAUAAAGCCAUCAGCAUUAAGUACUAGGUACAUACACGCCUACGUCAACUUCAGCCUCUCUCCGCAGUGACACCUAAACUCACGUUUAUUGAUUAUCACUUGCGUUUGCACCUACUCAACAACACUCACUCGACACGCUCUUUGACGUCGUAUCUCUCGUGCAUUUCUUCCACAAGACAAAGAUUUCAUUGAAACCAUCUCCCCGACAGUUUAUUUGGUCCAUCGCCACUCUUCCCCCGCCUCUGGCGAUACCCUCCGCACCGCCUCAGGCGCAUGACGCAGCCUUACUUCUCACCAGCAAGCGCUGAAUCAUAGCCUUGCUCGUCCAACCCAUCGGGGCCUGGAGAAACACCACAUAUUACCAAAUGUCAGAUACACGACGAUUGACGGGAGAGCGAGUCUUCUGCCACCAGUGCAACCAUGAGUGGCAAAGAGCGCAGGGUGGUUUGACUUGCCCAAGAUGCGAAGGCGAUUUUACCGAAAUAUUGGAAGCUGAACCCGAGAUAGAGGAAGAGUAUGGUGUCCAACAACCGGCACCCGGACUCGCUCGUGACCCGCUGUCAAACCCUGCCUUCCCAUUUCACGACCACAAUCCAUGGGACGACCUAGACGAUCUAGAUCCUAAUCCGCGCAACAACUUCACGACCUUUGAAUUCACAAACAAUGGUGGAGGUGGUAGAAUAUCUUUCAGCACACGAUCAGUUCGGAUCGGAGGGCACGGAAACGGAAUCAAUUCCCGAGGGAUGGAACCUCUACCACUACCAAACACGAACCCCUUUGCAGCAGGCGUCUUUCCACCAGGCGCUUUUCCACGAGACCCUCAUGCUCCAUUACAGUCUGGAAAUCUGCAAGACCUAUUCUCCCUCAUCCUUCACUCGAUGCAGCCACCUGGACCCAUCAACGCAAACACAAAUAACCGACGAGGACAGAACCUCCCGCCCAACCCCUUCGACCUUCUAAAUCAGCUAUUCAACCCUGGUAACGCGCAGCAUGGCGACAUGGUGUUCACCCAAGACGCCUUUGAUCGUGUCAUGACACAGCUCAUGGAUCAGAACAAUGCGGGCAAUGCGCCGCCGCCGGCAUCCGAAGAUGCUAUCAGAUCGCUUAGCAAGAAGAAAGUGGACGAGGAGAUGCUGGGCAACGAGGGCUCUGCUGAAUGUUCAAUAUGCAUGGAUAAUGUGGAAUUAGGACAAGAAGUGACUGUCUUGCCUUGCAAGCACUGGUUCCAUGGCGACUGCGUAACGGCAUGGCUGAAAGAGCACGAUACAUGCCCGCAUUGUCGAAAACCCAUCACAAAUUCAGAGCAACCUCCAUCACGUCAGAGACGAAGAUCGAGCAUCCGACCAUCAUCUGUGUCGAGUCCACGGGGAUAUGGACCUGAAGGCAGCCGUUAUCGUGAUGGUGUUGGGAUCCCAGAAAGUCCCAGCGAAUUACACGAAGCCCGACAGUCUUAUUAUGGAAGCAGGAGUGACCCAGAAAUCGAACUUCCCCAGCCCAGGCGGCAGACAAGCAGUCACAGUAGUCGUCGACACAUCACGCGGAAUUCCACUAGUGCUAGUGGAAGCAGCAGGAAUAACAAUACUGGCGGUGGCGUGACGGGCUGGAUCAGGGAUCAUUUGCCAUUUUCAUGAUUUGAAAUGGACUGUGGAAAUGUCAAUGAGCGUCUUUUCGGCAACCAAAAGGUACCUAGCAUGGCGCUGUGGGAACGAUGUCGGCAUUCGCGGUAUGACUCCGGUGUGAUCCUGGACACGUGAAUUUUCCCUUCGCAGACUUGGAAGAGAUGAUAAAACGGUCUUGGGCUACAGGGGUACAUCGCAUGUACCCAUUCAUGAGGUCCCAGCUUGGUUUCGACCUGCUGUAUGGAUUAUUU
Molecule: messenger RNA, 1998 nt
Organism: Exophiala viscosa
Lineage: Eukaryota; Fungi; Ascomycota; Eurotiomycetes; Chaetothyriales; Herpotrichiellaceae
Exons: 4
Coding region: 494-1759 (421 amino acids)
Biological process (GO): protein ubiquitination
Cellular component (GO): cytoplasm
Molecular function (GO): ubiquitin protein ligase activity
Source: RefSeq, a predicted model, not a curated record